Linum trigynum is the source of this 3135-nucleotide messenger RNA. The record is from the annotation of a GenBank genome assembly. Lineage: Eukaryota; Viridiplantae; Streptophyta; Magnoliopsida; Malpighiales; Linaceae.
GUUACACAACAUAUACACAUAUCAUCAACUUUCCACACCUGUGGAUAUCUCACACUACAUCAGAAGCUAGUAUGCACAUGAAAAACUUUCUCAAAACAUUUUUACAAAAAGGUGUGGAUCACUGGCCAAAAUCCCGAGUAGUCGUCCAAGCACAGAAUAGUUGAAGACCAUACCUCAUCUUGCCUUCAACUCUUGCUCAGCUCCCACCUAUACACCUAUCUAUUGAUGCUGAUGAUCUGCUUACACAUAGCAUAAGCAGAGGAAAAGAAUAAAAGAGGGUCAGCUCAUGGCUGAGUGAGACAAUCAUUGCAUCGUGAGUUCAUAACAGAGCAUACCCCUACCAUACAUCUAGCAAACAAGCAAAAGCACUAGGAUCAGACCUCAGCCAUCCGACAUCCCAAUAGGCAAAAGACUCAACCAUCUUGACUUAUGCAUAUGCAUCUUAUCCUGUUUUACUUAUAGGCGCGUGGCUACUCCCAUGCUAAUAACUCUCCCGGGAAACAUACCCCACAUCCCGUCGGAUGUAGUCAUACAUACCCCAACAUCCCGUCGGAUGUGGUCAUACAUACCCCACACCACUAUGGGUGUAGUCAUACCCCGACACCGCUCUGGGUGUGGUCAUAUCUCGUAAGAAAUCUUCAGUCACCACCACAUGAGAGGUGUGACUAUCAUACAUAUCAUAAUAGAGUAAUAGCAUAGGGAGCCCUAAUUACUAUGUAGUUUACCGUGAGACCAAAGUACUCUUACUUGAUAUCCUUAUACAUGAUCCAUAUCUCAUCUUGCUUAAUCAUAAUUCAUUACUUAGACAUGUUCUUGACCUGACCACAAUUGGCUCAACAUAACCAGAAUCGUAUAAUUCCACUUCCUCGGGAUAAACCCUCGUGCAAGUCAUCCUCCUUAAACAUCAUAAUAUCACCUUGGGAAGUUUAUUUCCCCCACUUGUGAAUCCAAAUACAACCACAUUAUCACAUCAUGUCAAAACACCUGAUCGAACAACCAUGAAGUCAUAUCAACGGUUAAGCCACAAAUGGCAACAUGUAUGCAAUCAUCAGCAUAAACAAGCUCCAUAUCGAUUAGGGCAAGUCAAUAAUAUCAUACGGCAGUCCAAGGUUCAAACAAUCGAAGUAGAGGUACAUAGACCUACCCGGGUUGAUAUUUAAACAUACUUGCCCUAUAUUGCACCCAAUUAAAGUUUAUACUUGGGCCUUAAUUGAGAGUUUUAUUGUGAUAUUCGGGACGAUUCAAGUGUUUGGCGCCGUUGCCGGGGAUCAAAUGGUCCAUUAUUUUGAAAAGAUUGUUUGGUGUUAGUCUAGCUUUUACUUUUUGUUUUUGUGUGUUUGAAUCUUGCUUGUGUUAGACGAGUUGUGGUUCUUCUAAGUUUGUGUCGGAUGAUGCUUGACCCGAAGUAAUCUGACACCUUUGGCGCCAGUAGACGAGAAUCUCAACCGCACUCUUUGACUCUUGGCUCAUGAGAGGGAGCUAGCAGAAGCAAUAAGAAUGAUAGAGGAGAGGGGACAACCACAAGUUGGUCCCAAAGUUGAAGAAGUUGUAGUUGUGGAAGAAGUUGAAUCCGAAGAGGAAGGAAGUGAAGCCGAGAUGGCGGCUAAUCAAGUAGCUCAAGCGGGAGCCGAGGAGAGGAGCAACCGCGCCCAUGGGCUACUAUAUGGCUCCGCAGGCGGCGAAUAUUUAACCUACUAUUCGGCAUCCACUCGUGGCCGCCAACAAUUUUGAGAUCUAGUCCGCCCUCGUCACCAUGAUCCAGAGCAAUGCACUAUUUCAUGGGCUUAGCAAUGAGUCUCCAAAGGAGCAUGUCUAGAGGUUCAUUGAGGUUGAAGGAAGUUUAAAGAUAAAUGGGCUUCCGGAGGACGCUUUGAAGUUGAGACUACUCCCCUACUCUCUUGCAGGGAAUGCGUCUCGGUGGCUUAACAAUAGACUAACCCUCUUAAUCACCUCGUGGGUUGACAUGCUCAACAAGUUCAUGACUCAAUGUUGUCCUCCUUCCAAGACGGAGGAGAGGCACAAGAAGAUCACUCAUUUAUAGCAAGAGGAGGAUGAGUGUUGAGGGAUGCAUGGGAGAGAUACUCUAAUUACUUCCUCCAAUGCCCACGCCAUGGAUUCGAGGAGCAAUUUUGGAUCAAGACCUUCUAUGACGGUCUCCACCAAGAGAACAAGAUUCUCAUUGACUGUUUAUGUCAAGGGAAGUUGAUGAACAAGACUCCCCGAAGUGACCGAGUUGUUCAAGGACAUGGCAACAAAAGGGUAUGAUUGGGGUUUGACGAGGAGUGGUAAGAAGAGUAUCGAAAGAGGAGUACGAAGUGUGGGAGCGAGUACUCCACUUGAAGCCAAGCUUGACCUCUUGAUUGAUGCGCUCCUAGAAGACAACAAGCAAGGGAAGUAAUCGUUGAUGUCUCGCGAUUGGUGUUCUAGUACCAAUCAUGAAAUUACGAAUUGUCAAGUAAUGAAGGAAUCAAGAACCCCCGAGGAGCAAGUGAGUUUCAUCGCCAAUGCUUGGGCGAACAACCCUUAUAGCAACACUUAGAACUCGAGGUGGCGAAAUCAUCCCAAUCUCUAUUGGUCCUCUCUUACCAACCCAAGACCCCCUGUUUUCAAGGACCGACGUGAAAUUACCAACCAAUGUCUUUUUUCAUUCAACAAAGGUCACAAUUUCAAGGCUCAAACUUCCAAAAACCAUUCCAAGCUCAAGGCGGUCAAGGGUUCCAACAACAACACGAUAAGUUUCCAAAGGUUGAAGACCUAGUGACCACCUUCAUGAGCACGAGCACUCAAAAUUUUGAGAAAAUUGAGCAAUUUAUGGAUGUGGCAACAACAAAGUUCACUUCCGUUAAGGCACGAAUGAGGAGCCAUCAAGCAAGUCUUCAAAACUUGGAUGGUGCACAUUUCAUCCCCGUUUCCCUUGGGCGUUUGUGGCAUUUGUGCUCCUUAAAGGAUGGUUUUACACUAGGUUUCUUGUGUUUCAGUGUGUUUCAGGAUCUAACAGGUGAAACCAGCCCCAGAGUCGAAAGUUGGAAGAAAAGGAGCAAAGACCGGGCAAAGAGAGUGAUUUAGGCCAUGUUCACGGUUUUCCAUUGGAGUUCACGGUCUCCUAAGGCCGUGAAAUAGAACCAUAAACCAUGA